Messenger RNA from Erpetoichthys calabaricus (reedfish), 1334 nucleotides. RefSeq lists its product as uncharacterized. NCBI's taxonomy places the organism in Eukaryota, Metazoa, Chordata, Cladistia, Polypteriformes, Polypteridae. The record is from RefSeq and is a predicted model, not a curated record. Bases 615 to 1334 code for a protein of 239 amino acids. The transcript is spliced from 4 exons.
UCAGUCCAGUAUUCACUCAUUUAAUUAUAAUGAUUUUAUCAAUUAAAUAAUUCACUGGUCAUCCACUAAAUUGAUUUUUAAUUCCUGGAGCAGAUAUGUCUUCUAGUACAGUUUAUACUUUUUACAUAAGAUAUUAAAAACAUUGUUAAAAAAUUAAGCAGAAUGUCUCCCAUAGUGGAUAAAAUUUCAAACAGCAGCACACCUGUAGAACUCGGGGCUAUUGUGGGGUUCCUUGGUGUCUUUGUUAUUUGUUAGUCCUGUGCUCUGGAAUGAUAUCCACUAUCAAAGACGCUAUUUAAAUUGAAUAGACGUAUAAGAGACGUAUCGUUCUUUUUCAGAAGUGCAAUGGCGCAGACUGUGGCUGCUACCUGGUGCCACAUUGUAAUCCCCUUCAGGUCGUCUGUGUUAAGUGACGAAUGCUCAUUAAAGUUUAAUGUGGCACCUGCCAGGAGUGAUCAAGUUUAGCUUCUCCCCUAAUGAUAAACUGUGUGCAGUCCAAGAUACUGCUGAGGCAGCAGUACCCACUUAACAGGAAAGAAGACGGACCACGGAAGAAAAAAAUAGGCCAUUUCCACAGCAGUGUGAUCAAUAAAACUGCAGACGUGUAACCUGAUAUGAGACCAUGCAACAACAGGAUACAUCCAAGGAGCUUUAAAGGUUACUGCGUUCAUGGAAAGGAUGAAAGCGGAAAGGACAGUGCUGAUGGUGAGCAGAAAGACCUGAAACAUGAGCCGAGCCCACCGUCAGGGCUUCCACAGAGUAAAAUCCUAUCCUGCUCAGCCGCAGGGCUUGACAUUGACUCCCUCAGUGGCGGGAGGCCUGGUAUUCCAGUGGGAUUUCACCUGAGUGACCAGGCCCCUAGCAGCACGGCUCAGCUAGGCCACAUCUCAUCAGAAACCCACUGGAGGAGAUUCUUAGUUGAGGCUCACUGGCUCAAUGGCCGUCCAGAGGAAUGGAAAGAGCCGUCUCCGUCGGCAUUGCCAGCAAGGUCUUUGGGUGUAGAUGCCGCUUCUGAAGAUAAGACCAGGGUCCCUGUGGAAGAUAAAGUUUUACUUCAGGAAGGUUGCCACUCUUGUCAGACCGCACAGAAAAAACAGCAGCUGUCUAAGGUUUCUGAAGAAACAAACUCACCUUGUCCAAGAUGUCCAAAGUGCAAAUCGGUCACAGUGAAAAUAUUCAAGAAGAGAACUCUGGAGAACCCAACUGAGCUGAAGACAGUUUUGUCACCUCCUUCAUCCAAGCCACCUGCAAGGAUCCGAUUUCCAUCCUUAAAAUUCAAAGUGUUGUUUGGCCCACUCAUCCUGAGCAAACUGCUCCAGCUGGGUCAGGUCUGA